CGCCAGCGGCCCGCCCGACGAGUAACCCCGCCCCCUUUACUCUCUCAGUGUGGCUGUAACCGCGGUCGAGGUGGUUUGUGUCGCUCUCGCCUUUCGAUUUCCCAGGGUCGCCUUCUCGCCGAUGCGACCAUAUAAACGACCAGCGAAGGAUCCGAAUACUGUGGUUUAUAAUAACAUUGACGUCAGCACGUACUUUACGUACCCUGUUAAAUAAAACUAGCGUAUAAAAUCUUCUAGGUAUGAACAGUGUCACUUUUGUUAAGUAAACUAUGAACGUUUUCAUACGUUUACGACAGUGAUAUCUUUGACGGAUGUGUUUCUGAGAAGUGCUGGCAGCAGUAGAUGCGAUGAGGCGCGAACGACACUGAAAGUAACACAAUGAUUACGGUCAAUAGCAACAUUAACCUGUAAAGUCUCGAGAAAAAAAAGUGACCCAGUUUCGGUUGACAAACUAAUUAAGAUUCACAAGCGUUUAAACUGCUAAAAUGUCGGUACCCAUCUAACUCCGGAACGAUGCUGCUGAAGUCAUAAGGCUGUCUGAAACAUCUGAAAUUCAGAAAGAGAUGGCCGACAGCCUUGGCUGGCGCCGAAGGAGAUGGCGGUGGUGGUGGGUGAUGGCUUGCUGGCUCCUCCCGUCGGCGACGCUGGCGGCGACUACGACUGCGGAGCAGAAGUUCGCGAACGAGCCGUCUCCGCAGACGGCCGUCAUAGGCUCGACGGUGGUGCUUCCGUGCAGGAUCAUCAACAAGGUCGGGGAAGUCCAGUGGACCAGGGAUGACUUCGGACUCGGCAACGAACGGGAACUGUACGCAUUCAAGAGAUACAGAAUGAUCGGUUCCGACGAGGAAGGCGACUUCAGCUUGCGCAUAAGCCCAGUGACUCUGGAAGACGAAGCCUACUUCCAGUGCCAAGUGACGGGCUGGAAGGACCCAGGAGUCAGAUCCCAGACUGCCAAACUGACCGUCUACGUGCCGCCAGAGCCGCCGCAGAUCAUUCAAGGGUCUCUCGUCACCACAACAGCUGGAUCCGGCGUGCAGCUGGAAUGCGUGUCCAAAGGAGGGAAGCCUGCAGCAGAGCUGCAAUGGCUGGACGGCUCUGGUCGCGUCGUGACGGAGGGAAUCAAGUAUUCCACAGAGCUCAUGGACGACGGCCACCGGAUGAACGCCAAGUCCGUUUACAGCUUCCUGGCCAGCAGGGACCAUCACAACGUCGUCUUCACCUGCACCGCUUCCAAUCCGGCUCUCCACCAUGCAUUUACAACGCAGGUGAGGCUAGAGGUCAGAUACCCCCCCGAGGUGACCAUCAGCCACGAUCAGGAUGGGCACAAGGAGGGCGACAGCGCUAAGCUCACCUGUUCGGCGAAGGCCAAUCCUAAUAAGCUUUCUUACAGAUGGUACCGCGGCGGGAAACAGGUGGAAGGGAACAACUCGACGCAGCUAAUCGUUUCUGAUGUGACCAGAGCCAGCAACAUGGAAGAUAUCACCUGCGAGGUCUCCAAUGACGUCGGCUCUUCCAAGAAGAUCACCAGGCUUUCCAUUCACUAUGGACCAUCAUUCCGCCUACCCCCGAGCGACCAGUAUGGCGACGUGGGCGACAACGUGACACUUGAGUGCCAGGUGGACGCGAUGCCCGAGCCCACCAUCGUAUGGAUCCGGCAGAAGCUGCAGACGGUGGUAGGCAAAGGGCCAGAACUCCACGUCACUAUUGACAAGGACACCGUUGGCAGUUACCUCUGUAUUGCCAAAGUCAACAGCUUCCCUGAAAUAUCGGCCUCCGUUGGCAUAUUCUUAAAGGGUCCUCCGCACAUCCAGUCCGAGAAGCAGCAGUGGGGGAACCAAGGGGAAACUGCGCUCGUUGAGUGCAUAGUUACAGAUGCCUCUUCGCAAUCAAUGACUGUGACCUGGAGCCAUGACAACCAAGAUGUGGACCUGGAAAACGACCGUUACGAGGCAGUGGAGGACACCAUUGCUAAGGGCGUCCGUCACACGCUAGUGAUUCACAAGGCGCAGGCGCAGGAUUUCGGACAGUAUAACUGUUCGGUUGAAAAUCCCUACGGAUCGGACUCCUUCGUCAUCGAACUUGUCAAAAAACAAACAGUGCCCCUACUUAUAGUACUCAGCGGAGUGUCAGUAGGAGUAGUGUUGGUGUUGGGAAUAUCCAUGGCAGUGGUCAUCAACUUAAAAAGGUCAACUAACAGGAAAAAAGUUCUAAAGACUGAUGGAUUACCUGAGAAAACAGUCACGCUUGAGAUGAACGACCAAAAUUCAACAGCUAACGACUCGGACUUGAAGGUUGAUUUCGAUCAGCGAACGGGUUCAUCAAUGAGUACCAAGGACGGUGGCGACAACAAAGGAUGGGAUAAGGAGUCCGAUCAUCCUACUACUCCGUCAUACCUUACUUCAACCGGUCCUUACACUUACCCUGAUUCCUUUACGGCUAUCCCUACCAAAAUGAAUGGUCACCUGAACAGCAACAGCGACAGACGAUCCUUCGGGAACUACGUGGACCACGCAGCUCUGGUCAACCAUCAGUUGCAGCAGCAGCAGCAGCAGCAGCAGCAACAGACAUCUCCCUCUAGCAUAGGAUUAGUUGGCAUCGUGGGGAUGGGCGGGGUAGGAGCCGGCGGCGGCGGCGGUUACCUCAAGGGCAGCAACGGCAUCGCCAACAACAUCAGCGGCAGCGUAGCCAGCUACCCGAGCUCCCCGGCAGGAGGCGUUCUGCUGACUUCGAGUCAGCAUUCCCUUUACUCCGGGUACGGGGAGUUCGAUCCCGGGCCGGAGAGGGUGGUGGACGGGGACAGAGGGUUCUCUCCCAGUUACAACAGCACCUUCACCAACCAAAACUUCACGAGCUCCAGCGGAUCCUUACCGCUCUCACUCCAGGUGACCGCUAGGCCCGCGGGAUCUCCCGGCGGAGGAGCUGGUUCGACCAUACCGAGACUUGGUAUACCAGUUGACCCAAGCCAGUAUAUAGUCCCUCCAAGGGCGCAGGUCCUCCAAGGGGCACUAGCUACCCAUGUAUAAAGUGCAGUAUAGCGAUACUUGCUAAAAGUGACUAUACAAAUAUAUAUUUUAUUCAAUUGUCCUUUACCCUUCCGUCGUUACGUUCCCUGAUCAGAUGGAGUUAUAUAAAUGUCACCUCAGAAUUUCUUAUACUACUGAACAGGGAAGAAACAUAAAAAGGAGCACUUGAUAUUGAUAAGUAUUCCCCAAGCCUACAGAUGACCUCUGGUUGAAGAUGAAAGGGAUUUCAAACUGGAAACUUAGGUUCUGUGAAAGCAAAUUACAUUCCUCGUGAGGGUAUGACUUUGGCUUGUGAGUGAAACAGAUAUGGAUUCAUGAAAACACUCAGUACACUUGAAUUAUAAUUCUGCCAUACAUUUGGAUUCUAGGUCACCCAGUAGGUACUCGGGAGUCCAUAAACGGGGAGAGUAACGAUUUUCAUUGAUGAUAAAUUCCUAAGCGUCGAGGGCAUUACGUUCCACUGAUCUCGAAUCUAUUUUGUCAGAUUUGGCAAAUGUUUUCCUCUUUCAAGCAACAAUGUGUAUAAAAAUUGUUGUUGGUUGUGCUUCGUCCGUAGUAUUCAGAAAGACAAAAAUUUCUCCUUAUGCUAGUGAAAACGUGUACAAAAUGGAGGCAUUUGUAUUCUCACCAUUAAUUAAAUACUUAAUAUGCAGGAAAAAGACAUGAAACGGGGCAGCUGAUAAGCAACUAGAAUCGAUAGGAUAUUGGCUGGAUAAAACCACUGAUAAAAUCACAAUUUCGAAAUUAAUCGCAUUUUCAAAAUACGGUAACUAAAAUACUAAAAUUCAAAGUCUCCUAUGUCAUAAUGAUUUAAAUAGUAAAGAUGAUCAACUUUAGCGAUAAACCCCAUCGAAAAGAACGAUAUCCAGUAACGUUAGCAUAGAGAUGAAAGCUGAGAAAUGCGCUUUAAGCGACAUUAAACGUUAUAAUUAGACGUCGAUAGCUUAUAUCGCCAUGACUUGAAUGGUAAUAUUUCCCAGUUAACACGAGAAAUGUCUGCUAAAUAUGGCAUAGCAACACUACACUGACGAUAGUCUGGGGUUGAACUUUCAUUUCCCAAGGUACCCGAAAAAACACUGCGUCACCUUGUAGAAAUGAAUGUCUAAGUGAAAUGGUUACCAUUCAGGGGAAAGAGAGAGAGAGAAAAAAAAUCUGCAAUUUCAGUAAAAUUCUCGUCCUAAUUAAUUACGUCAGUGAAAAUAUAUCCUCCCGCUAUCGGAUAAUGACUGCAGCAUUGGAAACAGGCUCAGGUAGAAUUCCGUUGAAAAUGUUCGGUGUAAUUUGCGCGAAUACAAAAACUAAAAAUUGAAAAAAUGACAAACAGACAAAAAGGUGGAAAAUAUGACAAAAAUCGAGUUUCCUCCACUCAGCUUUUGCCUGCGUGUAACGAAAACUAAAAUCCAGUAAUUUCAGUGGAAUAUAUAUAUAUAUUAAGUGGUGCUUGUUCAUAAUAUCAGCUGGAAAAAAAAUAUAUAUAUAUAUUAUUUAAACUAGCCUUGCCAUGUACAUAGCAUUGUCAGCAAAAAUGAUAAGUUGUUUAUAUCGAAAACUUGUGUUCAUUACAUAUCGUUGUACAUAUCAAAUGUUAUUUGUAUAAUUUGUAUAUACUUUAAAAGUUGUCAUAAAUAUUUUUAUACGAAAUAAAAGUACGAAAAUA
Molecule: messenger RNA, 4680 nt
Organism: Macrobrachium nipponense
Lineage: Eukaryota; Metazoa; Arthropoda; Malacostraca; Decapoda; Palaemonidae
Product: irregular chiasm C-roughest protein-like
Biological process (GO): cell-cell adhesion
Cellular component (GO): plasma membrane; cell-cell junction
Molecular function (GO): cell adhesion molecule binding
Source: RefSeq, a predicted model, not a curated record